Messenger RNA from Penicillium brasilianum, 1896 nucleotides. Lineage: Eukaryota; Fungi; Ascomycota; Eurotiomycetes; Eurotiales; Aspergillaceae. The record is from the annotation of a GenBank genome assembly.
AUGUCACAAAAUCUCAGAUGUAACACUUCGAAUUGGCUGUUUCAGCUUCCUCCAGAGAUUCUUCUCUACCUUUCGGAAUUCUUCAACUCAUCGCGAGAUCUAUUUGCGAUGGCUUGUGUGAACAGGAAUUCAAAAGAUUUUUUCCUGCCGUGUCUCUACAGCUUCAAUGUUCGCCGUCAAGAAAGCUCCGCGUUGAUCUGGGCCGCUCAAAAUAACAAAAUCGCUCUGGCAAAUCGUUUGCUAAAGGAAUAUCGAGCAAAUGCCAACGCGACAGAUGAUAGAUCUCGCACGCCUAUUUUUCACGCAAUUCAAGUUGGAAGUGAGGAAAUGAUUCGAACUCUUCUGGAAAGCGCAGCGGACAUCAACUGGCCAGACGACCGACAUCAGACCCCCUUGCUAUAUGCUCUACAGCGGAAGCACCUGUCCAUGGCGCGCGUUUUGUUGCGACAUUUCAAUCCAUCAGUGGAUUGUAGGGAUUCCAUGGGUCGAAAUGCUAUCUGGUAUGCUGUCGCCAGUUGCAAUGAGCAAUUGGUACGACCUCUUCUAGAACGGCAAAGCGACAUAUGGAUGAUGGACUGCCGACAAACCACCCCUCUCAGUCUGGCGAUUUCCAAACGGAAUUUGCCUAUCAUCCAGCUCCUGCUUGAUCAUUCACAAGCUCAUCCUUCACAGCCCCGACUGGUGGACGUCAAUGCUGGAGACCACCCGCUUUGCUUGGCCGUCCACGCUGGUCUGAAUGAAAUUGCUCAAACUCUGAUUAAGUACGGUGCAGAACUCCAUGUCAGAGACAGAUACGGCCAGCCCUUGUUGCACCGAGCCGCCAGCAACGGACAUGAUGACGUCACCAAGCUGUUGCUGGGCCAUGGAGUGGAUGUCAAUAGUACUGAUCCGGGGGGCCGAACGGCAUUGCACUUUGCUGCAUUUUAUGGCCAUAAGUCGACUACUAGGCUAUUGUUGAGUACCCCUGGAAUUGACAUUGCGGCUUGUGACAGCGAAGGGGCUACACCUCUCUGCGCGGCCGCACGUGGAAACCACCGAUCUGUCGCAUUGCAGAUCUUGGCCGAGGAACCAAUCAACAUCAAUGCACGCGGCUUUGGCCAAAAGACUGCUCUUCAUUUUGCGGUUCAAAAUAAAAACUUUCACCUCGCGUGUCUCCUUGUGGACUUGGAUUCACUGGACCCAAACCUCUGCGAUGACCAGGGGUGGACAGCCCUCAGCUACGCGGCAUGUCAGGGCGAUAUCCGGAUGUUGGAGCUUCUCCUUACCAGGACCGAUCUAGAUUUGGAUGUACCGCGAGCAUCUCCCAUUUAUCUUGCUGCCGAGAGGGGGCAUGUGGAAGUUGCCCGCCGACUCGUUUCCCUUCAACAGGUCGAUAUCAACCAGACAUUCUGGCACAAGUCUCCUCUUUUCAUCGCGAUCGAAAACGGCUACCGUGAUGUGGCCAAAGUGCUCCUCGCACAAGGGUCUCGACUGGAUGUUAAUGCAAAGACCUCUCUUGGGGACACCGCACUGCACAUGGCUGUCUCGUAUGGGAAUCUGGAUAUUGUGGAGCUAUUGCUCAGAGACGAUCGAAUCGAUGUUACGGGGACCAAUAGAUAUGGGGAGUCAGCCCUGGAGCUGGCAGCCCGGAACGGGAAGGAGCACGUUGUCAGGCUUCUUUGCCACGACCGCCGAGCAAGAAAUGCAAGGCACUUCCGGAGUGCCAUGGAAGCAACAUCAAAUCUUCGGAUUCUGUAUUUUCUUCAGGGCCAGUUGAUGAGACGUGACGUGCAACACGAUGUGCGUCGGUCAGCUCGACUUGCCGGAGGAAGUUACCAGAUCAUAGAACCUCCACCAGGCCGUCACUUCGAAGGUCGGCGCGCUUGUCACAGUCAAGAGUCAGGAGAGCGUAGAUGA